Messenger RNA from Pochonia chlamydosporia 170, 606 nucleotides. RefSeq lists its product as hypothetical. The transcript has a single exon. Bases 1 to 606 code for a protein of 201 amino acids. NCBI's taxonomy places the organism in Eukaryota, Fungi, Ascomycota, Sordariomycetes, Hypocreales, Clavicipitaceae. The record is from RefSeq and is a predicted model, not a curated record.
AUGGAACGCUUUUCUCGGCGCCUUGGGAUUCCAGUGGUAAUGACCGAUGAACUACAAACGAAAUUGGUCAAAACGUCCAAAGGGGGAACAAGUGUAGCUCCAAAUAUGGCCUCGAAAUAUGACCCGUCUGGGUAUUUAUGUUUUCUACAGAGGCUCCCUAAUGUCAUCGGUAAAGUAAAAGUGAAGAGGGUGGGCAUUGCUCCCCUUUCCCGUUGCACCAAAGAGAAGAAAGAGAGCUACGGAUUCAGAAAGGGCUAUGAAAAUCUCCGCACGAGUAAGAUGUUGCUCCGUGUUCAGCAGGAUAUGUGUUUUUCUUUUUUGCUCUCUCCGUGUGUCUGUCUAUAUCUCACUCUCCCUCGUCUUGAGCUACUACAUCUAACGUGGGUCAACCCAAAACUCUCAUCGAGGCAAGGCCGCCUGAGGAGGGUCGUUGGCUUAGUCCGAUGGAUGAAAAAGAGGCUUUUUUUUCGGAGUCAAGCCAAUGAUGGGGUCAUUUUUGGAGAGCGGAGUAAGGCAAACUGGCAUGCCCUCACAUGCAAGCGGUUCUUGAGAUGGGCAGGACGGCGUUUCGUAUUUUAUAACUGCAGCUGCCGUGCAACUUCGUGA